AUGGAGAGCAGAGCCGCGGCCCGCCCUUCGCAGGUCGCCGCGAUGGGCGCGGCGCGAGAUGAAGUUGCCCUCCUCUGGGAAGCUGUUCAGGCCGAAGGCGCGCAGAACGCUCAGGUCCAAGCCGUCCUCGGGGAGCUCGCGGCGGCGCUCACGGAGGCGAACGGCGAACUGCGCGCUGCAGUGGAGAAGCAUCGACAGAAAAAAUAUCUCCACAGACCGCGGCUCUCUCCUCCGCCCUCGCUGCGCUCGUCGUCGCCGACACUGUCUCCCGCGUGUGCUUCUUCGGCGUCGCGUUCGUUUCGUGCGCCUCCCGGCUCUCCCCCGCCGCUUUCUGUCUCUUCUCCCUCGGCGUCGUCGCUGUCGUGUGCCUCCAGUCGCUCCUCCGAGGCGCCGCAGCACGUGAGCCACGACGAAGAAGAUCCCGCGGUGCGUCUCCCGCGCGGCUUCUACUGGCGCCUGUUGAAACAGACGCGCAGAGAAGCGCGAGAGAAGGAGAGACUGAGGAAUCUCUUCGCGACAGCCGUCGCCGCGCCGCCUGCGUCAUCAUCAUCGUCAUCUUCCGGCGCGCAGGCCGCCGCGCGCGAGGCUCGGAGCGGAAGCGCCGCAACGAGCGACGAGUCGAAGAAGAGAGAGUCCGCGGUGCCGCGUGCCGAGAAGAAGUGCACGAGAGGAGGCAGACUGCACAUCUACAGAGGCGAUUUUUUGGAGAUCUAUUGGCGUUCGCCGCGGCGCAGGAUGGAGGAGGAAGGCGCAGUGACUGCAGCGGGCGCCGCGCCGCGCGACGCCUCUGCGGAAGCGAGACACAAAGAGGACGUUGAAGAAGGGGGAGAAGGCAGAGGCUGGCGCGCCCGGGGGAGUGACUUCGGGGGCGAGUCGAGAGACGGCGGUGAAGCAAAAAAGGGAGUGCACCGCCGAGGGAGCGAGCGGGAACGCGGAAGAAGCCAAGGGAGGCGGCGUGGAUAUGCGCAGGCGCGCGCUUGCGACUCAGAGAGAGAGAGUCGCAGGUCGUCUGCCACGUCGUCGACUUCCUCCCCCUCUUCGCCUCGGCGCCGCGCAAGCCCCUCACUCCGCCUCGGCGCGCAGAGCGCUAGCCGGCAUCUGCAGCUUGCGCGGAGGAAAACGAGCCAGGCCGACAGGGCAGAGGAAACAGAAACCCGCAGAGAGAGAGUCGAGGGAGAGCGGAGGAGGAAAGAAGGGCGGAAAGAAGGAGGAAAUAAAAAAAUAGAGAAUGGGGUCUGCAGCAAAGCGCGGCAUCGACGUGGAGAGAGAGACACGCAUGGAGGCCGGGAGAGGUCGAGGAGGGACGAAGACCGACGCACAGAAGCGGAAAGACAGCAAGACGCAAAAGAUGAGGACGAUCCGCUGGAGAGUCUGGGCUUCAGCCUUCAAAGCAAGAUUAGGGAAGUCGCGCAGCAGCUGCAUUUCGUCGGCGAGCUGCAGCAAAAAAACAAAAAGACUCACCAGGGCCUCACAGACGCCUUCGCAGCGUUCCGAACAGAAGCGGUGCGCCAGAGAAUGGAGCACGAUUCCAAAAAACUUGUGCAGACUCUCUCGCCUCUCUCUGCAUCCUCCGAUGCGUCCUCGAGGUUUGCCUCUCCUGAGGCGACGCGGAAAGAUGCAGGACGCCGCUCAAAUGCCCGCGCGGCUUCUACGUCGCCUUCCUCGGCGCCCUCCCGCUCGCUGUCGCCUAUGGGUCGCUCGCGCGAGUCUGUCUCUCCGCGCAGGCGAGACCUGUCGAAGCGGGCGGCGGCGGCGCAGCGCAACGCGGCGGAAACCGCGACGCAGAAAGAAGAUACGGCGCGUAGAGUCUCUUCAGGGGAGCGGCAUGCGAGCCGCGAGGCACGGUCUCCCGCGGCGACGCGCAACGCGCGCCCGUCCGCUCGCGCGGCGAGGGCUGAUGUCUCUUCUCGCAGAGGAAGCGAAACCAGGAAAGAAAGAACGAAAGAAAAAACAAGUCCGAUUGAGUCGCGCGCCAGUGGGGAGGGCUCGUGGCUGCCGGCGGAUGCGCCGCUCGCGUCGCUGGAGCAGUUCGACGGCAUGCGCCUUCCCUUUGCCGGGGCGCCGACGCCGCCUCGCUUGCCGUUUCCUCUCCUUCCUCUGAACCCUUACAGCUGCACACGAGCUUCGGCGUUCUACACGCCGCCCGCGCGUCGUCCGCCGCCGCGUCUCCUUCCGUUUCCUUCCUCGCUUUCCUUUUCGAUGGCAGGCGGCGGGGGAGGCUCUCCGUGGCUGCAGCUUCUUCCUCACCAUCUUCAACCUUCGCAGGCCGCGCCGGAGGUGGCUCGCCCUUGCGCGACUCGCGUCCUCUUCUACCCCGCGGCGCCCUCGCGCGGCGGCGGCCUGCGCGACGCGAAAGGGCAGCGAUCGGCGAGCUCCAGCCCCAGAGGCCAGUCUUCUCCGUUCUGUAGAAAGGCGGCGCCCUUCACACGUUUAGACAGGGAGAUUAUUCCCGAAGAGCCGGAUCGCGGCGGCGAGCUGGCGGCGCUGAGGCUCUUGAGCGGCCUCUCUCUGCCUCCUUCUGCCGAGCGCCGCGAAGACACCGACAGCCGCGGCGAAGGUGACGCGAGCUUCGCACACGAGCUCCCGCGGAACCCGCAAAAACGGCAAUUCAUUCAAGCCGAGAGGCACGCGCGCGCGAGGACUGCAGCAACGCCGCGAGAGGAGACGGGCGAAUCGCUUUUCGCGGGAGAGGCGAAAGCGUCUGCCUCAGAGUCCGAAACAAGCCUUGAAGAUGAAGGAACCUCUCGAGAAGAACGAAACGCGGGGGCUGAUGCGCGCGAGGAACCGAAGACAGGCAUGAGGCCUUCUCCUGAGAGAGAUGAGACGGAGGCGGAAGAAGCGCGCAGGCCGCGAGGCCGCGCGAGGCUCCAGCGCCCCGAGCGCGGAGACGCGGAAGCGGGGGGCGGCAGCGAACCAGAGCUGUUCAUGGCGGCGGUACAGAGUUUGUUUAGUCUUCUUAGAGGCAGAGGGAAAGACAAAACACGCACUUCCUCACUCCAUCAGGAGCGAGGCGCGGCGAGGUUCACCUCUCAUGCGAAGCAGAGAGGGCCCAAGGGCGAGCAGGUCGCCGCGCAGAGAAGCCGCGACGCGGAGACGGGCACUCUGGAGCAUUUCGACGCUUCCUCAUCGCCUCAGCAGCGAGGUCACACGCUGACGGCGAGAGAUUCUUCAGUCCCAGAAGUAACUUCUCUUUCUCAAGCGUCUCCUCUCCCUGCCCCCGCGUCGCAUGUUUCGUCGAAACGUUGGGACGCGACUUUCGCUCCUUCUGCGGCUGUCUCUGCACCUCUGCCGCGCGCUUCUUUUCCUCUUCAGAGCGAGACGGCGGCAUCGCUCUCGUCGCUUUUCACGCCCUUCGUGUCUGCGGAUUUCUCGGCUCUGUGUGCGCGAGCGCCUGCGAGUCUGCGAGUGUACUCCGCUGCGCCGCGGCCGCCUUCAAGUCCGCUACAUCGUCCCUUCGCCGACGUCGAGGGCCUGCGCCUGCGCCUGCGGGAGCUUCAGAGCCGCGCGCGGCAAAGGCAGCUCGAGGACCUUCUCCGCAGCCAGGAGGCGAAGCGGGAAUGGAGGGCGCGGCGUGAAGCUGAGAAAAUCGCGCGAGCGCAACGAGAGAACGACGUAGAAAGACGCCGACAAGUCGUCGCAGACGCAAGCGAAGAGACCUGCGAUAAGCCAGAAGGCCCAGGCGAAGCAAUCGGCGGCCGGGACGCGGACGCGGAAAGAAAUCACGCGCAAGUCAGCCUUGAGGCAGCAGCGGAGACGAGCGGAGGAAAAGGAGACAGGCUGAGUGACGACUCACAAUACGGAGUCAAGAAGGAGUCCGCUGGGGAUGAACUGCGAGAGGCAAGGCGCGCAGGGGGGGAUGCAGAGCGAGAGGCCGCGGAGGGAGAAGAAGGACAAAGCGGCGAAAAAACAAAGCAAGAUCAGAGGAGCCACACGUCUUCAUGUGGAGGAAUUUCACCGCGGGCGCCUCCAUACGUAGACAGCGACACUUCCGCUUCUUCUUCGGGGUUUAUACACCCCACUCUCGCGCGAAACCCGCUGGAGAGACAGUUUUUGUCUUUUUCUUCUCUCUCUUCGCGUACUUAUUCGUCGGCUGCGUCUCCCUCGGCGUCUUGCUUUCGCCCUCCGGGCUCGUCUCCCCCCGCGUCGCCUUCGCUUUCCCUUGCGGCCGCCGCAGCGGCGUUCCUGAGGUCAAGCAGAGGCGGCGGCGAAGGCGGCACCGCGAAGAGGUCCCCCUGGACCUCUUCGUGGUGUGAGCAGCAAGCGAGAGCUGCGAAAGCCCCUGGGGCGGAGGAAAUCCAAGGAGACUCGGAUAGCCAGAGGAGGCGAGCGCAGGCGCGACCGCGGGACGCGAAAGAAGCGGCGCCUGAGAGCCGAAAAAGAGACAGGAAAGCGGAGGGGAGGCGUGGAGAUGAGGCGCGCGAAGAAGAGGCGAGACGCACGCAACGCGCUUCAAAGAGAAAGGACAACACAGGAUGCGGGCGGCACGCGAGAGACGACAAGCUGAUACGCCUGCUUGUCGCCGAGGAGGAAGAUGCCACAGGGAAAGACAGAGGCGCGCGAGCAGAGAACAACUGGGAGAGGCUUUUCAAUCUCUCGUGGCUCGCCGAAGAGCCUUCGCAAGGAGAAAGGGGGUGGACAGGAGAGAUGUAG
Molecule: messenger RNA, 4650 nt
Organism: Besnoitia besnoiti
Lineage: Eukaryota; Apicomplexa; Conoidasida; Eucoccidiorida; Sarcocystidae
Exons: 2
Coding region: 1-4650 (1549 amino acids)
Source: RefSeq, a predicted model, not a curated record